Molecule: messenger RNA, 1595 nt
Organism: Sapajus apella (tufted capuchin)
Lineage: Eukaryota; Metazoa; Chordata; Mammalia; Primates; Cebidae
Gene: CUNH2orf15
Product: chromosome unknown C2orf15 homolog
Exons: 1
Coding region: 350-763 (137 amino acids)
Source: RefSeq, a predicted model, not a curated record
AAGUGCUGGAUUACAGGUGUGAGCCACUGCACCCAGCCAAUCACAAGUAUCUUUAUAGGACAUCUUUAUUUUUUGCAGAACACCUAGCAGAGUACUUGGCCUUCAGUAGUUAUUUCUUUAGCCCAUUAGUAAUGAAUUAAAAAGUUUUGCUAGCAAGAAUGAAAGAAAGGAUUAAGAGAAGUUCUACUAAUUUCUGAAAGGUAAUAAAACAUAAAAUCUGAUUCCUUUUUAAAGACUUUCAAAGAAAUCUUUAGAACCUGCAAACCCUCCCACAAAGAAAAUGUAAACACUGAAAGGUGGGAGGCAAUUUUACUUUAUAUAUCUAAUAUCACCAUGGCAUUUCAUUCAAAUGAACAUUGCCAUGAAGUUAGGAAAAUUCCUGCUGCAUUCACUUGUCACAUUUUUUUUCAGCAAUCAAGUUGAAGAAACGUUUCCACUACUUAAAAAGGUACCUCCAAAUUACUUUCAUAUUUGUUCAGCUAUCCCAAUGGGAUUUUCACUUAGUAAAUCUGCUACUCAGGUAUCUGCUAUAUGUAUGGAUUCAAAAGUGGAUGAUCACCUAAUACGAGGGACUGAAAAAAGCAGGCUGGAACCAAUGACUCAGUUAUUUCAAAACACCAAGAAAAUAAGAUUAGAAGACACAAAUCAAGAAAACAUUACAAGGAUUGAAGGGAUUGGCACAGGAUCUCUUUCUGAGAAAGCCUUGGGUUCAGUGGUAUACGUCAAAGAAAGUGAUGGACUAGAAGUGACAGAUGUGGAAUGAAGCAAUUUGUAUGUAUUAUCAAUUUGUACGUAUUGCCUUUGAUUACCAGGGGGUAUUGAAAGAGAACUUAACCUUAUUAGGAAACCCUAACAAAAUGACGGAAGACUAUUGCUUUAUUUUUCGCUAUUUAUCAAUCAUCUUACACUGCAUUUUUUGAUGAUGCCUAUUCAAAAGGCAGUUGCUUUAGGGAGAAAAAGCCUUCCAAAUUCAAAGCAGAUUUCCCUGAUAUUAUAUCUUUCUUAAAAAUGAGAGUUACUUAGUAACAGUAUUUGAAUGGCACCAAAACAUUUCCAUUUUAAUGUAUUUCUUUAACAAGUGGUUAAAAAAAAGUAUCCAAGCAGCCAGGCACGGUGGCUUAUGCCUAUAAUCCUAGCACUUUGGGAGGCUGAGGCAGGUGGAUCACCUGAGGUCAGGAGUUCACAACCAGCCUGGCCAACAUGGUGAAACCCCAUCUCUACUGAAAAUACAAAAAAUUAGCCAGGUGUGGUGGCAGACACCUAUAAUCCCAGCUACUUGGGAGGCUGAGGCAGGAGAAUCACUUGAACCUGGGAGACAGAGGUUGCAGUGAGCCAAGAUUGCACCAUUGCACUCCAGCCUGGGCAACAAGAGCGAAACUCUGUCUCAAAAAACAAACAAAAAAGUGCCAAGCAAUGUGACCUCUGUAUUUCACAGUAUUUCUGAUGUACCAGUUUUGCAUAUUACAUUUCCAUUUUGGGAUUCUGCUUUAGGAUACUUUCUUACAUUUUGCAUUUCUGGUCUGUAAAAGAUCACUGCAGAUAAACUGCAAAAGACCAAUAAAUUGCUUAUCUUCAGAAGCAUCUCACAUUUUAAA